Messenger RNA from Anastrepha ludens (Mexican fruit fly), 1057 nucleotides. RefSeq names its product cell death protein rpr. The transcript has a single exon. The record is from RefSeq and is a predicted model, not a curated record. The coding region runs from base 298 to 492 and encodes 64 amino acids. Lineage: Eukaryota; Metazoa; Arthropoda; Insecta; Diptera; Tephritidae.
UCAGCAAAUCGGACGUAUAUACGCACUCUUGUUAAGCCAUAAGAAAGCACGUGAAUUUCGUAACAACAUCGCAGAUACUAAAUUGGGAAAAGCAAUUUUUGUUUUUUUGUAUAAAAGAAAAACACUAUCGGAAAAGAGACAUUUAAGUGUGAAAGAAAAAAGUUAAUAUCUGCUUUCUAGUUUUCCGUAAAAAAGCGCUGUAAAUGUAGUUCACUUUAGUGAAAUAAAACAAAAAUUGUAAUAAAUUGUGUUAAAAAUCAGAAAAUUUAAAAUUCCUACAUCCUUCAACACAACGAAAUGGCCUUCGCUUACUAUAUCCCCGACCAGGCUACGCUAUUGCGGCGCGCCAACCUGCAGGAGCAGCAAAUACUACGCGCUCGCCAAGCCUAUUGGCGUUUUGUGCUAACGCUAAUCUGGGAUUUGUUGCAUCAGUAUGUGCAGUAUGAGCGCCAAAGCAUGGGCAGAUGUCGACUACCCAGAUUUCUCCAUUGAAAGACAACACAGCGCACACCUGAGUGUGAGUCAAGUUCAACAAAGAAACGAAAAGCACCAAAAAAUAUAUGCAUACUUGAAACAAUUCGUAUUUAUAUUUAAAUGAAAUAGUUUAAAAUUCGCCUCAGAAUCUUACAAACAAAAAAACAAAUUAGCUGUAAAACACAUUUUUUUUUAUACACGCAAAAAUUCACUACUUCACAUUUCUACAAACUGCAUAUUUCAUCAUGACGAAAAUAAUUUCACCACAAAAGAACCUACCAUCGAAGUAACCAACACCAACUAGCAUUGCACACGUCGUCUGCGAUUUCUUCAACCUGCACGCAGUUCAGCUGGCGUGCGCCAAAAAAAAACCGGCUUUCUCUCACUUAAAACCCUGCGUCAACCGAUUGGAUUAGUCACUCGGUUACAAGCGGAGCAAAACACAAAAAAAAAAAAAAACCAAGCAUAAACUUAUUAAUUUGCGCGUUCAGUAACCGUGCGAAAAAAGAAAUUUACAUUUUUUUGUGUGCCCAAUUUUUUGUCGUCCAAGGUUAACGAAAGCAACAAAUGAAAAUUUUGUUUA